Arachis ipaensis is the source of this 1236-nucleotide messenger RNA. RefSeq lists its product as uncharacterized. The record is from RefSeq and is a predicted model, not a curated record. Gene Ontology annotation, molecular function: nucleic acid binding; RNA-DNA hybrid ribonuclease activity. Lineage: Eukaryota; Viridiplantae; Streptophyta; Magnoliopsida; Fabales; Fabaceae.
AUGGCAAACCGAUCUUAUCAUUUCUUCCAGACAAUCUCCAAGGGGAAGAAAUUCUCAUGGACGGAGGAAUGUGAAAACUCCUUUAUGGAACUCAAACAGCUCUUAACAUCACCUCUAGUACUCCAAAGACCAGAGAUUGGUAAGCCAUUGCAUUUGUAUUUAUCAGUAUCUAACUAUGCUAUAAGCUCGGUCCUAGUGAUGGAAACAGGAAAAAAGCAAAACCCAGUAUACUUCAUUAGUAAGGUACUGCAACCAGCAGAAAUAAGAUAUCCGAAGAUAGAGCAACUAGCGCUGGCACUAGUCACCACGGCAAGAAGGCUGCGACAUUACUUUAAAAGCCAUACAAUCAUAGUACGAACAAACCAACCACUAAGGCAUGUAUUAACCAGACCCAAGCUCGCCAGACGACUAAUAAAGUGGUCAAUCGAACUAUCCGAGUUCGACAUUCAGUACGAGUCGAGAAAGACUCUGAAAUCACAAGUACUUGCCGACUUCGUGUCAGAAAUGACUAAUGAGACACAAUAUACAGCAACCAAUUGGAGCAUACACGUGGAUGGAGCAUCAAACAGAGAAGAAAGCGGAGCUGGGGUACUGCUAAAAGAAGGAGAGAAAGUGAUAGCCGAACAAUCACUACAAUUCUGCUUCAAUGCAAGUAACAACCAAGCGGAAUAUGAAUCUUUGCUAGUAGGAUUGAAGCUUACCCAGCAACUCAGAAUACCUCAGAUAACAGUCUACUGCGACUCAUCACUUGUAGUACAUCAAAUCAAGGGUGAGUACCAGGUAAAAGAUCCUUUGUUAGAGAAAUAUUGGCUCAUAACAAAGGAUCUCAUCUCAAAGUUCAGUAAAUUUGAUAUUAUUCAUGUAAACCGAGAACAAAACACCAAAGUCGAUGUGUUAUCCAAGUUAGCCACAACAAGGCAGGCGGAAAACACACUGGCCCUAUCCCAACUAACACUCAACAAGCCGAGCUUUGAGCAGGACACAAUCUUAAGCAUCAUGCAGGUACCAGAUUGGAGAACACCUUUUCUCAAUUACAUCAACACAGGUGCCAUACCAAACGAGGAGCCGAACUUGCCACUCUUCCGAAGAAGAGCAAGUUUCUAUACAGUACUCGAAAAUACCCUGUACAGGCGAGGACACUCCCAACCACUCCUCAAAUGCAUCAGCAAUGAGGAAGCCGAAGAUGUUAUGGUAGAAACACACGAAGGAGUUUGUGGAAACCACAUCGGCGGCUGA